Ruditapes philippinarum (Manila clam) is the source of this 1267-nucleotide messenger RNA. Its product is annotated as putative transmembrane protein 244. The record is from RefSeq and is a predicted model, not a curated record. Bases 29 to 514 code for a protein of 161 amino acids. Lineage: Eukaryota; Metazoa; Mollusca; Bivalvia; Venerida; Veneridae. The transcript has 5 exons.
GGGGAAUUAAUUUAUGAUGUAAACAAAGAUGCCAUCAUCAAAACGUAUUUUACUUUAUAUAUUUACCAGCCAGGUGCUAUUCUACAGUGCAUAUUAUUGCGUUGGAAGUAUCUUGUUUGCUAUUUACAGUUUGGACGAAUUUGAUGGCACUAUACCAUUCAACUUUAGACAAUGGAUAGAGUUUACAGAUUGCUGUAAUUUUACGAAAACGGAAACAGUUAAUGCCUUAUCAAUGGUGAUCACUUACCCCAUAGCAGGUGCUUUAACUGGUGCAUAUUUACCUGAGCGUGUGUGGGACUAUUCUAUAACUAUUGCUGUUAUUCAUAUAGCAAUGUCUUUUUUAGUUAUGUUAGAUAUUGCUAGCAAUUGGAGCUGGUGGGUUUGUCUGGGUAUCAGUUUGGUUUUAAUGAUCGGAUGUGGAGAAGGAGUUCUUGCGCUCAAACGAUAUCGUAAUAAAUCAAGACUGGUAGUACCGGAGCCAGAAACUGAGCCAAGAUCAUACCUAUACAGAUGACGUCGGUGAUUGGUAGAACAUUACUUGCAGGAUGAUUCCUGGUCAUACAUCUGACUGGUAGUCUCAGAAUCAGGAGCUGAACAAAAAUCAUAUCUCUAUAGAUGUUAUGUCUAUGUCUGAACUGGUUGUCCGGGGGGGGGGGGGGUCAGACAUAUCAUUACAUAUAUUGUGUCCGCGGGUCAGUAGCUGAUCCAGUCAUAUGUAUUUAGAAAGUACAAUGUGCCUUGAGUGUUAGACCCAAAUUUAGUGAUAUCAUGUCUGAUAUUGUUGCAAAAGCCGGAAACGGAACGUAGAUACAAUUGGUUUUCCAAAAGCAGGAAACAGACAAUGUGGUACCACUAUAGAUUGGUCUGGAAUGGUAGUUCAAGACUCAAUAGAUUGAGCCAAAAUUAUUUUUCUGCUAUAUGUAUGGACUACGACUUGUAAUAAAUUGGUAAAGAUGAAAAUAACACUUUAGACAUUCUUAUUUAUAAAUAUUUAAAAAGUAAAUUUUGAGUGGUCAUUUUCAUUGAAAGUAAAUACAGUAAACACCCAGUUGUGCAUAUGGCAAAGUAAUCAAGACAACUUCAAGAUUCAAAAUCAGUGUUUGAGAGACAUGUAUAACUAAAUGUUUUAGGUGUUGCUCCUGUUUUAGGACUUUGUAGGUAUUUGUCUGCGUAAGGUUAGAGAUGUUGGUUGAACCUGUCAUUUAUCUACAGGUAAUUGUAAUUUAUGUCAUGAUGAUAAACAGAUGGCAAAAAAUUAAAUUUAUGA